This is a messenger RNA of Pundamilia nyererei, 1253 nucleotides long. RefSeq lists its product as uncharacterized. NCBI's taxonomy places the organism in Eukaryota, Metazoa, Chordata, Actinopteri, Cichliformes, Cichlidae. The transcript has 2 exons. The record is from RefSeq and is a predicted model, not a curated record. The coding region runs from base 117 to 647 and encodes 176 amino acids.
CUCAUCAUUUCGAGAUCGUGCAUCACUAAACACGCUCCUGCGCACUUUCGGUGUUAUCCAGCAAUCACAGGGAUUUCAGGUUUUCUGUGCACAUCGGUGGCGUACCGGCAGACUGCAUGGCAAAGAGGCGCGCCGAGGACACUCUGCUGCACAACUCUCCCUCCAAGAGGUGUUUCCGCUCCCUUUGCGCUGUUGACAUACAGGCGGAGAGCAUGGCUCCGUCCGGGGGCGUGAGCCCGCCGUCCCUCCUGGCUUUGCUGGGGACCCGCUGCAGAAAGAGGCCGCAAUAUUUCGAUGAAGAAGAGACCGCUUCUUAUCGCAAGACUUCACACUACGAUGCCAGGAAGCGUGCAGUAAAUGUUUCGGCGGUGCAGACGUCUGGAAGUUUCCAAGACCGUCGCAGCUCUUCAGUCACGAGCUCCCAGAAACGACCACGAGAGGGCAGCGAGGAGCCAGAUACCGCUGUUCCCAAAUCUAAUGAUAAAGCUGAUGAGGACGCAAACACUGAAGACUGCACUUACAACUCCUUCCAGUAUUGGAGGGUGCCUUUACCUGAGCUUGACCUUUCACUGCUAGAAGAUGCAAGCGCCCACUCAAAAACAAAAGACAAGUCAAAAGCAUCUUCUUCUGACGCCAUGGAGACUUGAAGAUGAUUGGUACAGCGAGGCCUAUUGAAAGCUGCCUCUUCCCGUUUAAAGCAUGGGAACAUGAUGAGGACAAUGUGAUGUUCUUCAGCAAAUAGAGGCAUCAAGAACAGGUUACUUGAAAUGCAUCAAGGUGAGAUGCGAUAACCGAAACCUGCCAAGGCUGCCCCUGUAGAGCAAUACAGGCUUUAUUUAUUUUAUUUUUUCCCCCUUAAGUGGAAAACAGUCUAAUGCAAGAUUUCACAGACCUAAGUGGAACUUUUUUCAAACCUUUUAUAGAUCCAGCAGCUUUGUGUGACCAGCAUUUAGACAGCCUGAUAACAGCAGUGACUGAUCUCCCAUGUUCAAUGCUGAGUCCUUACUUUGCAAACCUACAGUUGAGUAGGAUUAUAUAAAUAUGUGUCUAACUAAUUAGAGAUCUAAUUAAAGAUGCAUGCUUGGUCUGCAGAUAAUAGUUGCCUUUCAGAACAAAUUUGGUCCAGUUGUGUAGGGUUGCACUUUUUAAAUUGUGUGACUGAAUUGUUGGUUGUACAUUUUGUACACAUCUGAUUGCCAGUUAGAGCUGGUUGUUACAUGCCUUUGUAUUCAUUGACAAUAAAAAUAUAUAUU